UCGAUACUCGAGACUUGCGCAUCGCUUUUUCCAACUUUGCAGGGUUUCCACUUGUUCUCCACGACGCGUCGCGCACCGGCUGCAUCGCCACAGCGCAACUCAUCUCCUUGAUGAUCUCACUCACCCUGUCAACCCCACGCGCACUGCUACGAUCGUCAGCACGCCAACGCCAAGCGCCCCGGCUUGGCCGGCAUGCGAACCGGGACUGACACAUCCGGGUACAUAUAUGGCCAUCUUACGCCUCCCCAUUGCCACUUUCCCAUCACUCAUCAUCGCUCACUACCCCUCCCUCCCAUCUCUCUUGCACCUCAUCACCAUGGGCCUCUUCACCGCUCCCGCCCCGACGCAGCUCGUGCCCGCCAACCCCCCCAUCGCUGUGUUUCGCGACUUCAUCGCCCAGGCGCCCACCACCCUCGUCCUCAAGGAGAAGGUGUGGAGUCUGAGCGGCGACUCGUUCAGCAUCAAGGACGCCGCGACCGGCCGCCCCGUCGUCAAAGUGGCCGGCAAGGCACUGUCGCUGCGCGACCGCAAGCAGGUCAUGGACCCCAGCGGGCGACCGCUGUACUCGCUGCGCUCCAAGCUCAUGACGAUCUUCAACGUGCAGAUUGGAGAGGACGCGAACGAGAAGGAGCUAUUCCGUGUGCGCUCCCACAGCCUGUCGCUCGGAUCCAAGCUCACCGUCACCUUCACCAACGCCAUCACGGGCCAGCCGGUCGAGCUCAACAUCAAGGGCGACAUGUUCGGCAUGGGCUCUGUCAUCCGCUGUAACGGCCAGCCCAUCGCCCAGAUCUCGCGCGAGUACUUCAAUGCCGCCCAGAUCUUUGGCGACCAGCAGACUUACUUCGUCACGGUUGCCCCAGGUGUUGACCUGGCGCUGAUUGCGGGCAUCUGCAUGGCCUUCGAUGAGGCUGAGAAUGAGGCGAAGUAAUAAUCACUCGAGGUUUCACGAAAGAUGCGUUCUUGAGUACUC
Cutaneotrichosporon oleaginosum is the source of this 970-nucleotide messenger RNA. RefSeq lists its product as uncharacterized. Lineage: Eukaryota; Fungi; Basidiomycota; Tremellomycetes; Trichosporonales; Trichosporonaceae. The record is from RefSeq and is a predicted model, not a curated record.